AUAGUAUCCCCCACUCAACCAAUCCUCUUUCAUUUCUUCUAUCUCUCACACUCUCUUUCCUUGGACCCUUUCUUAGUUCUUGCAACUUGAGUGAAAAAAGAACCAAAAUUACAAUUUUUUUGCAUAAAAAAAAACAGCCCAAAAGUAAUGCUAUAUAUUUGGAGAAAGAUAAUUUAUUAAAGUUUGCAUUUUUAUUGUAUUUCACCUGAAUAUAGUAAAGGGUAAGGGGAAAAAGAAAAACCCUUUUUUUCUUGGUCUGUGGAGAAGAUGUCAAGUGGUGGAUGCAGCAUAGUUUGGUUCAGAAGAGAUCUGAGGGUAGAGGAUAACCCUGCACUUGCAGCAGGAGUUAGAGCAGGUGCUGUGGUUGGUGUAUUUAUCUGGGCACCUGAGGAAGAAGGACAAUAUUAUCCUGGUAGAGUUUCAAGAUGGUGGCUUAAGAACAGUUUGUCUCAUCUUGAUUCAUCUUUGAGGAAUCUUGGUACUCCUCUUGUUACCAAAAGAUCAACUGAUAGUAUUUCUUCUUUGCUUGAGGUUGUUAAGUCCACUGGAGCCACUCAAAUCUUUUUCAACCAUUUAUAUGAUCCAUUGUCACUUGUGAGGGAUCAUAGAGCGAAGGAAAUUCUAACGGCUCAAGGAAUUACCGUACGAUCGUACAACUCGGAUUUAUUGUAUGAACCAUGGGAUGUGAAUGACGAACAUGGCCAACCAUUCACAACUUUUGAUUCUUUUUGGGAAAGAUGCCUUAGCAUGCCUUAUGACCCACAAGCACCUCUUCUCCCACCUAAAAGAAUUAUUCCAGGUGAUAUAUCAAGAUGUCCUUCUGAUACAUUGGUGUUUGAAGAUGAAUUAGAGAAAUCAAGCAACGCGCUUCUUGCUCGAGCAUGGUCACCAGGGUGGAGCAAUGCGAACAAGGCAUUGACGACAUUUAUAAACGGUCCACUGAUCGAGUACUCUGUGAACCGCAGGAAAGCGGACAGCGCCACGACCUCAUUUCUCUCCCCACAUUUGCAUUUCGGAGAAGUUAGUGUCAAGAAAGUAUUCCAUCUCGUCCGAAUUAAGCAAGUCUUUUGGGCGAACGAAGGAAACAAAGCUGGUGAAGAAAGCGUUAACUUGUUUCUCAAGUCAAUUGGUCUUAGAGAGUAUUCAAGGUACAUCAGUUUCAACCACCCUUAUAGUCACGAAAGGCCACUUCUUGGACACCUUAAGUUUUUCCCUUGGGUGGUCGACGAAGGAUAUUUUAAGGCUUGGAGACAAGGAAGGACGGGUUACCCUUUGGUGGAUGCUGGAAUGAGAGAGUUGUGGGCUACGGGUUGGCUUCAUGAUCGAAUUCGCGUUGUCGUUUCGAGUUUCUUUGUUAAAGUUUUGCAGCUUCCUUGGAGAUGGGGAAUGAAAUAUUUUUGGGACACCCUUUUGGAUGCUGAUCUUGAGAGUGAUGCUCUUGGUUGGCAGUAUAUAUCUGGUACUUUACCUGACGGUCGUGAGUUCGACAGAAUUGAUAAUCCACAGUUUGAGGGAUACAAAUGCGAUCCAAACGGAGAAUAUGUGCGACGCUGGCUACCGGAACUUGCAAGACUACCGACUGAAUGGAUACAUCAUCCUUGGAAUGCACCGGAAUCAGUACUCCAAGCUGCAGGUAUUGAACUUGGCUCAAACUACCCUCUUCCGAUUGUUGAAAUAGACGCCGCAACAGUGAGACUGGAAGAAGCGCUUAUACAAAUGUGGCAACUAGAAGCAGCUUCAAGAACUGCCGCCGAAAACGGAACCGAAGAAGGUCUCGGAGACUCUACUGAAACCGCCCCUAUUGCUUUUCCUCAAGACAUACAAAUGGAGGAAAGACAUGAACCUGUUAGGAACAAUCCACUUCACGGUACCCGGCGCUACCAGGAUCAAAUGGUGCCAAGUAUGACCUAUUCUAGAGUGAGAGCGGAAGAGGAAGAAACUUCUUCAGUUAGAAACUCAGCAGGAGACAGCAGAGCUGAAGUGCCAACAAAUGCAAAUGCACAGCAAAAUGGACAUCAAAAUGGACGAGAACCAAUGGACCAAGGAAUGUUGCAGAAUGUAAAUAGAAACACUAGACAACGUCGUAAUAAUACUACAACUACAUUUUGGCUGAGAAAUGCAGCUGAAGAUUCAACAGCGGAAUCUUCGAGUAGUACGAGGAGAGAAAGAGACGGAGGUGUAGUUCCGGAGUGGUCGCCACAGGCUUCUAACUUCUCAGAUCAAUUUGUAGAUGAUGAAAAUGGUAUAGGAGCCACUUCACCUUACUUGCAGAGGCAUCCACAGUCACACCAAAUGAUGAGUUGGACACGCCUACCUCAAACUGGAUAAACUCACAUUAUAUACAACGCAGACUUGAAGCAAGGGAUAUGGAAAAUGCGAUCUCACCAAGUGGGAUGGAGAACAUGGCAUUGGAGAUUACAUGAAAAAGCUCAUUUUGGGAAAGUGUUGACAAAUUAUUAACUGCUGAUGUUCAAUGUUUUUGGAAAUUUCAGUUCAUUCGCGGCAGUUUCAUAUCCGCAUUGCUUCUUGUACAAAAUGUGUAGCAGUCCUAUUGUAAAGUAUAUAUAUUUUGUGUAGUGACCAGAAAAAAAACACCAACUUUUGAAUCUUUGCUUUAAACUCGGGUUUGUUCUGAUUAACGCGGAUAUAUUUCUUUAUAUGAUGAUCCCUCCUUAGAUACA
Molecule: messenger RNA, 2681 nt
Organism: Vicia villosa (hairy vetch)
Lineage: Eukaryota; Viridiplantae; Streptophyta; Magnoliopsida; Fabales; Fabaceae
Product: cryptochrome-1-like
Exons: 5
Coding region: 268-2328 (686 amino acids)
Biological process (GO): blue light signaling pathway; entrainment of circadian clock by photoperiod; circadian regulation of gene expression
Cellular component (GO): cytoplasm; nucleus
Molecular function (GO): FAD binding; blue light photoreceptor activity; DNA binding
Source: RefSeq, a predicted model, not a curated record